This is a messenger RNA of Penicillium paradoxum, 2091 nucleotides long. RefSeq lists its product as uncharacterized. The record is from RefSeq and is a predicted model, not a curated record. The transcript is spliced from 15 exons. The coding region runs from base 1 to 2091 and encodes 696 amino acids. Lineage: Eukaryota; Fungi; Ascomycota; Eurotiomycetes; Eurotiales; Aspergillaceae.
AUGGGUUCACAUACAGAUAUGGAUCAUAUUCAGAUUCCAAUCAUCGAGACCGAGGAGCCAUUAUUCGAUGUCCUUCCCAAGCUGUUCAACUUCAUUCGCAUGGCCGUGGGCGAUAUGGCCUACACAUUCGAACAAAUGCUACACGGCUCUCAGGGGCAUCGCCUCAGACAAUUAGUUCACGCCUUGGCAGAAGAUAGCCACAACCCCUUCAUCAUUGUGGCUUUAAUGAUCUUGAAGUGGGACUUUACCACUGCUACUGAGGAUAACUGGGGACUUAAUGAGAGCCGGGGUGCAGCCUGUGAAUUCGUUGCCUGGCAAUUUUUGUGCCAUCUGAACCAGCGUGAGACAAUCGAGUUCCUGUUGGAAGAACUGCCAUUACCGCAGCGCAAUUCGACAAAUACUAUUGAAACGGAGGGAGUUAGCCCAGGCUUGGCUUUUUCACAUGGUGACACACUUCAAGCGGAAACCGAGACCACUCCACUCCUGCCAUACCCUUCAUCUUCUUUCUACAGGCUUUUCGGUGGCAAGAGGACCACAGAGACCCAGCUUUCUGGAAGCUCCCAGGGAACAUAUCUACCCGAAGAAGUCUACGCCACCCAGAGAUAUUCCCAGUUCUUCGGAUUGAAUGCACUGGAGAUUGCAACGAUUGCCCAUGCAAAGAGGUUUCUGAGUCAACACGUUGUUCAACGGGUAGUCGACGGUAUUUGGAAAGGUGAAAUCGUCUUCUGGGAUUCUCUGACUGUUAAGUCAACCAAGAAGCCCCAUAUCUUUAACGCAAGAACAGCAGAUCCAUAUUCACGCUUGCGAGUGCCUCUUUACCGUAAGAUCUUCGAGGCAGCAUUUUUCAUGUCUUUCCUUUUUCUCUACUACGCAGUCCUUGUAGAGAGGAGGCAAGAAGCCAUUGGCAUCUUUGAAGCCAUCAUGUAUGUGUGGAUCGUCGCCUUUGCGUACGACGAAUUGAGUGGAGUUAUUGACGCUGGGGUUGUUUUCUAUCAAAUGGAUUUUUGGAGUCUCUGGAACGUGAGCAUCAUCGGGGUUGGACUGGCAUUCGUCAUAACAAGGGUCAUUGGGCUAGUGAAGGAAAGCGAAUCUAUUAUCGACCUUUCAUUCGACAUUUUAUCCUUAGAGGCUCUAUUUCUUGUGCCAAGGCAUGAUUGCUCGAUCUGCUCCCUUGUGAGCUUGAACUCAUACUUCGGCAGUCUAAUACCGGUAUUGAAAGAGAUGACGAAAGCAUUCUUCAGGUUUUUGCCGGUAGUGGUAGUACUAUAUAUCGGAUUCUUGACCACAUUCACCAUGCUCGCUCGUGACCGCUUGUCGCUCGACACAAUGUCACAUUUAUUAGUGAAGGUGUUCUUUGGAUCGAGUGUUCUCGGAUUGGACACCGCGUCUGAAAUCUCCCCCAUCUUCGGCUAUGGCUUGAUGCUGACCUUCGCACUGAUGACCAAUACUCUCAUUCUCUCGUCUUUGAUUAGUUUGAUGAGCAUGAGUCUAGAAGGGGUGAUGCGCCAUGCCCGAGAAGAAUACCUAUUCCAGUUGGCCAUUUACGUCCUAGAAAGCAGCAAUUCUCGUCGACUAACAUACUUCAUGCCACCCCUGGUCAGUUGGGGUCUGAUCCCUGGAUGGAAUGUUGCUUUGGGUGUUCUGGAACAUUUCCCAACUAACACCCAGCAGAAUCUUAUUCCCCUCCUCUGUAUCCGGCCGAUGCGACUUUUUCUCUCUGCCGGAACCGUUCGGCGCGUACGGAUUGUCUUGCUUCGAGCCACCCACCUCCCAUUUGUUGCAUUGAUAUGGGCUUAUGAGUCUAAAUGGCGCCAUUCAAAACGACAGAACAGUCAACUUCCUCCAAUGUGGGCACGCGGUCAACGUACCUCUGCAAAUGAGCCGACUGAGCCCAGGUUCCAGGACCCACACCACCCCUCCGUAGUUGAAACAAAUCGUCUGGGCCUUGGAAAAGAACGCAUCAGUGUGGAUCACCAAGCCGCGCGUGGGCCAGACAUGGGGCAACUCGGGCAAGUGCCGCAGUUGGCGGACCUGAUCGACACGGUAGAACGACUACGAGCUCAAGUGGAGGCAAUUGCCGGGCAAAGGUGA